AAACCCCAAUUGGUGGCGCAGACGUACUACACUGGAGCGAUGCCUUGUCCUCAUAAGUAUUAUUGCGUUGAUCGCAGUGAUUGGUCUAGUCAUUGGACUAGUUUCUGUAAUACUCUCAAAUCGUUUGGCCGAAGAGCUCAAAACACCCACAAACCCACCACCAGAGGCGCUGCAAGGCUCCAGUAAACCGACAGACAAUGAAGUCAUUAUCACACCACAAAAGUCACCCAAGGAUGAUGUCUGUCUCUCAGUCGAGUGCAUACACACCGCUUCGGCGGUAUUAAGUAAAAUGAAACCGGAGAUCGAACCCUGUGAUGACUUCUAUGAAUUCGUGUGCGGCACUUACAUUGAAGAGCAGCUGAUACCCGACGACAAAGAUUCAUUGAAUACAUUCUCGUUGAUUUCGGAUAAAUUGCAUGAACAACUAAAGGAAAUCGUCACCGAAGAACGACCGAAGAGUGAGCCCAAUCACUUUCAGCUGCCGAAUGCGCUUUAUAAGGCGUGUAUGAAUAAAUCUCUGAUUGAACAACUGGGUGCGGCGCCUAUUGCUAAUAUUGCCAAGUCUCUGGGUGGCUGGCCAGUGAUUGAGGGCGAUUCGUGGAAUGCGGAUAACAGUUGGAGCUGGCAGGAGACUGUGAAGAAGUUCCGUAAAUUGGGCUUUAGCAUGGACUAUAUUAUUGAUUUUUCGAUCAGCGUGGAUUUGAAGAACAGCACAACGCGUAUAAUUGAUGUUGAUCAAUCGGCUAUUGGCUUGAGCCGCGAAUAUCUG
This is a messenger RNA of Rhagoletis zephyria (snowberry fruit fly), 769 nucleotides long. Its product is annotated as neprilysin-11-like. Lineage: Eukaryota; Metazoa; Arthropoda; Insecta; Diptera; Tephritidae. Gene Ontology annotation, cellular component: plasma membrane. Gene Ontology annotation, biological process: protein processing. Gene Ontology annotation, molecular function: metalloendopeptidase activity. The record is from RefSeq and is a predicted model, not a curated record.